GGGCGGCGCUCUCGCUCCUCUUCAAUCGCAAUCCUCUUCCCUUCCCUGCGCUCUUGACCGGGAGGUCCGUGGCUGCAGAAGAAACAGAAGAAUCCCGAGCCCUCCGUCGGCGUCUGGUACUGGGCCCUGAGGCGCUGCUUCCCCGCACAGCCGGUUGCACAUGACGCGUGCUCCGCCGAUGGUGGUGCACGGCGCCGAGCGCUCCCCAUCGGUGCGACAUCUACGCGCUGAAGUAGCAUCGCAGGCUAACGUCAGCUAACAACAUCGAUCUUUCUGCUGCUCCACCCCCUCUCCCUCCGGCCGACCCCCGUCACCGAGCCGUCACAUCAACAGUUGAUUGAAAGCUAACACUGGACCACCGAGGGAACCCCCCCCAUCCCCAACCCAGCCCAGGCUAGAGCACGAAGCCCACCGGUUACCACCCCCAUUUCCGAAUUUAGGGCCUGCAACGACAGUUGCCUCAGAGUUUUAACCCGUGAUAUUUAAAUCACCGACCCCCUUUCCUCCUCCUCUGUGGCCUUUUAGGGGUCCGCUGUAUCUACCUCAACAUCACGAUGCCUCCCCGCCCCUGUGUAACCUCAGUCGUACCAUCACCCCGACUCUGACCAGCCUCCUCUCGAGCCCCACCGACAUCGGCUCUGCUGCUUCUGACAAUCCCACCCAGGAGUGCUGCUCGGCGGGCACUGAUUGCGGCGAACCCCAUUGUACAUCUCCGCUUCUCUCCAUCCGUUUUCUCAGUCUGACUGCAGAGGGGAGCUAGCUGGCCUGUUCUACUUCACACCCACCUACUCAGCAAAUUUAGUCUAUCCACUACCACCCCAUCCAGUGUGUCCCCCACCCCAGCAGACCUCCGCUCCGCAGCGCCCGAGCUCCGGGUCUCGCCAUGCCGGGUCCGGUGGCCGGUAGCAAGUCCCGUGUUUACGCAGACGUCAAUACGCUGAAGAGCCGGGAGUACUGGGACUACGAGGCCCAUGUACCCAACUGGAACAACCAGGAGGACUACCAGCUGGUUCGUAAGCUGGGCAGAGGGAAGUACAGCGAAGUGUUUGAGGCCAUCAACAUCACCAACAAUGAGAAGGUGGUGGUCAAGAUCCUGAAGCCGGUCAAGAAGAAGAAGAUCAAGCGAGAGAUCAAGAUCCUGGAGAACCUGCGAGGAGGGACCAACAUCAUCCGGCUGGUGGACACCGUCAAAGACCCCGUGUCCAGAACUCCAGCGCUGGUCUUUGAAUGCAUCAAUAACACAGACUUCAAGGAGUUGUACCAGAAGUUGACAGACUAUGAUAUCCGUUUCUAUAUGUAUGAACUACUGAAGGCUCUGGACUACUGUCACAGUAUGGGAAUCAUGCACCGUGACGUCAAACCCCACAAUGUGAUGAUCGACCACCAGUUGAGAAAGCUACGCCUUAUAGACUGGGGACUGGCAGAGUUCUACCACCCGUCUCAGGAGUACAACGUCAGAGUGGCCUCGCGGUAUUUUAAAGGCCCCGAACUGCUGGUGGACUACCAGAUGUACGACUACAGUCUAGACAUGUGGAGCUUGGGCUGUAUGCUGGCCAGUAUGAUUUUUCAGAAAGAGCCCUUCUUCCAUGGACAGGACAACUAUGACCAGUUGGUGCGGAUUGCCAAGGUGCUUGGGACAGAUGAGCUGUUCGGCUACCUGCGUAAAUACCACAUUGAGCUGGACCCGCGAUUCAAAGACCUGCUGGGACAGCAGAGCAGGAAGCGCUGGGAACAGUUUGUGCAGACGGAGAACCAGCACCUGGUGAGUCCUGAAGCUCUGGACCUGCUGGACAAGCUGCUACGCUACGACCACCAACAAAGACUGACUGCCGUCGAGGCCAUGGAGCAUCCCUACUUCUACCCAGUAAUAAAGGAGCAGUCUCUGUCAAACUCUGAAAACAACAUGGUAUCCAGUGGCAACACUACAGCGCGGUGAAACACUGAAGUGAAAGAAGAAGAAGUUUGUUACCUCAGCUUUGUACCCAGUUCUGACAGUAACUUUGACAAGUGUACAGUGACAAUGGAUCAAAGUAACUCUGACCAGUUACACCCACAGACAUGUGCAUACAGAAACACACAUCUAUACACACACCAAUGCAAGCACACCUCUACACAAACACACAUGAAGACAUGUAUACACACACCCUCCUCCUCUGUAUCAGUCUGCCAUUGGCUUGUCCUGGUUCCCUGUCCAGAAGCCUGACCAAUGAGCUUGAAGCUGCUCCCCGUCCCCAUCGUCCCCCCCAAACGAUCUUUUCCUCCCAACUCAGUCUCAUGUAGGUCAACACGGACAAACUACUUUUAAAGACAAUUCAAUCCCUCCUCUCAGUCGUCUCUUCUUCAUAUCGUCCCCUCUUUGUUUGCAUCAGCAUGGAGAAUGAACAGGAACGUGAGCCUGUACAAAUACCCCCCCUCCUCCAUCCCCUCCCAACCUGUUCAUCCAUCCGUCUGUCUGUCCCCUCACCUUCAUCCUCAUCCCAACAGACAGACAGACGUCUUAGCACUACUCCAGUUCUGAAAGUGGCAUGGUGGACUCUCUAGAUAGAAUGAUUAUAAUAAUAUUAAUGAAAAAUAAAUGAUUUUUAUUUAGAUGAAC
Eleginops maclovinus (Patagonian blennie) is the source of this 2596-nucleotide messenger RNA. RefSeq names its product casein kinase 2, alpha prime polypeptide b (gene csnk2a2b). The transcript is spliced from 12 exons. The coding region runs from base 884 to 1936 and encodes 350 amino acids. Gene Ontology annotation, molecular function: protein serine/threonine kinase activity; ATP binding. The record is from RefSeq and is a predicted model, not a curated record. Lineage: Eukaryota; Metazoa; Chordata; Actinopteri; Perciformes; Eleginopidae. Gene Ontology annotation, biological process: peptidyl-serine phosphorylation; regulation of chromosome separation; peptidyl-threonine phosphorylation. Gene Ontology annotation, cellular component: protein kinase CK2 complex; nucleus; cytosol.